This is a messenger RNA of Eurypyga helias (sunbittern), 6315 nucleotides long. It is a transcript of the gene FCGBP, whose product is annotated as Fc fragment of IgG binding protein. The annotation marks the transcript as partial. Lineage: Eukaryota; Metazoa; Chordata; Aves; Eurypygiformes; Eurypygidae. The record is from RefSeq and is a predicted model, not a curated record. The transcript is spliced from 16 exons. Gene Ontology annotation, molecular function: protein binding.
AUGGGCAGGACGCGGUGGCUCCCAGCCUGGCUGGCUCUCGUCUGCGGCCUUUCCACCGCAACUUUCCGCGGCAGGGAAUUCUUCACCGUCUUCCUGCAGAACGACGAGGAAGGCGCCCAGCCCGCCUCCCAGCUCCUCCUGACGGCCUACUCCGACUCCACCCAGGUGACGGUGACGACGAGCAGCGGCGCCUUCACCCGCACCGUCACCCUGAGCCAAGACGAGACGGUUUCCGUCCAGGUCCCUGGCAACGUGGAGCUGGUCAGGAGCCAAAUCUCACACAAAGCCAUCCUGAUUGAGUCCACCGACGACAUCUCCGUGGUCUCCGUCAGCUCCAAAAGCUACUCCGUAGGUGCCACCACCGUUCUGCCGGUAGAUAAGUUGGGCAACACGUACUACGUGGUGACGCCGGUGGGCACCAAGAGGGAAGGGCUGAAGGAAUUCGCUGUGGCAGCCGGGAAGGUUUCCGCCACUGUUUCCAUCAACAUCCGGGGCAGGUUUUAUUACAGAGGGAGGAAUUACUCCCCCGGGGCCACCCUACGCGUCUUCUUGAACCCCUACCACAGCUUCCAACUGCAAAGCACCGACGAUCUGUCCGGCACCAAGAUCACGUCGGACAACGCCGUCGCGGUCGUCAGUGGGCACAGCUGCGUGAAGAUGAACACGGGCUGUGACUACGUGGUUGAGCAGCUUCUGCCCGUCGCCCUGUGGGGGAAAAGUUACAUCGUUCCCCCCAACCCCCUGCAGAAGGACGCUGACUUCGCCUACGUCGUGGCGCCGCCAUCACCUACAGCAGGGGUGACUCGCCUGCCACCGAGGACCCAAGACCCCUUCCUACUCAACAUCCCACCCAUCUCCACCUACUGCACAUCCUACCGCGUCAGCAGCCUGAGCAGCUACCAGAACCACGUGGUCCUCAUCGCCCGAAACACGGACACCGACAGCAUCGCCCUCAACCGGAAGACUGAGAGGACCGUGUCCUGGCAAGAGAUUCCCGGCACAGACUUCUCCUGGGCCACCGUCCCCAUGAACAAGCCCUCGGAGAUCCAGAGCGUCGAGCACGAGCAGACGCCCCUUGGGGUCCUGGUCUUCGGCUUCCAGAAUUACGCCGGUUACGGCCUCAACGGUCUUUGCGCCACAACUUCUUCUCCGCUUUCCUGCGAAAACCUGGGCAGCAGGGAGAACUGUGCGGUGAUGGACGAGCAACUCACGUCCACCCAAGAAACCUUCACAACCUGCUGGGCCACCGGCGACCCUCACUACCAAACCUUUGAUGGGAAAACCUUUGACUUCAUGGGCACCUGCACCUACACCUUGACCAAGACCUGCGAUUCGGAUCCAGCCCUGCCCGUCUUCAGCGUCGAGGCCGAAAACGAACGCCGGGGUAACCCGCAAGUCUCCUACGUCGGCUCCGUGAUUGUCCGUGUCUAUGACGUCACCAUCGCCGUGGUCAGGUCCGAGAAUGGGAUCGUGAGGGUGAACAACCAUCGCUCCCGCCUCCCCAUCUCCCUCGCCCGAGGGAAACUCCGCCUGCAGCAGAAGGGCACGUCCGUGCUGAUUAAAACCGACUUCAAGCUGGAGGUCCUCUAUGACUGGGACGACCACGUGGUGGUGAAGCUCCCCGGGAUGUUCUCCGGCAAAGUGUGCGGGUUGUGCGGCAACAGCAACGGUAACCGCCAUGACGAUUCCCUCAUGCCCGACGGCAACCUGGCGCAGAAUCCCGUGGAGCUGGGCCAGAGCUGGAAAGUGGUCGAGGAGAGCCGUCAUUGCUUGGACAGCUGCUGCGGGCGCUGCCGGUGGGACGAGGCGGCAAAGUACAAGGUGGACACGUCCUGCGGGUUGCUCACCCGACGCCCGGGGCCCUUCGAGCGCUGCCACGCCGCCGUCGACCCCGGUGUCUUCCUGAAAAACUGCGUGUACGACCUCUGCUUGAACGACGGGCUCCACGUCACGCUGUGCCAAGCCCUCAAAGCCUACGCGGACAGCUGCCAGGAGGAGGGCGUCACCGUUUCUGACUGGAGGACACUGGCACGUUGUCCUCUCCCCUGCCCCAAGAACAGCAACUACACCGCGUGCGGCACCGCCUGCCCCACCACCUGCAACAACGGUGCGACGUCCGCCGACUGCGGCGCCUCGGCCUGCGUGGAGACCUGCGAGUGCCAGGAGGGCUUCGCGCUCGACGCCAACGAGUGCAUCCCCCGGAGCGAGUGCGGCUUCCAGGGCCGCCUCCACGGCCUCCGCGAGGAGUUUUGGGGGGAUAACACCUGCACCAAGCGUUGCGUCUGCGAUGCGAAACACCGGAGCCCUGACUGUUAUCCCAAGAGCUACGGGACCUGCACAGCAGUGGGUGCCACCCACUACGAGAGCUUCGACGGCGCGAGGUUCAUCUUCCAGGGCACGUGCCUCUACCAGUUGGCUGGGUUGUGCGACAAGAGCCAGGGGCUGGUGGACUUCCAAGUGCUGGUGCAGAACGGUCGCCAGGAUGAUGAACUUCUCUCCUCCAUCGCUCUCAUGACGGUCAAAGUCUACGGCAAAAACAUCAUCAUCAGCCAGGAACACCCCGGCAAAAUCACGGUCGACGACCGGUUGGUCAAUCUUCCGUAUCACCAAAGGGAGGGGAAGAUCUCCGUCUCCCGAGGCGGGCGGGAAGCGGUGGUAGAGACAGACUUUGGCCUCACCGUCACCUACGACUGGCAAAGCCAAGUCACCGUGUCGGCGCCCAGCACUUACGCCAACACCCUCUGUGGCCUCUGCGGGAACUACAACGGGAAGGCGGGCGAUGAGAUGCGGAUGAAGAACGGCCGAGUGACGUCGAGCCCCGACGCCUUCGGACGCAGCUGGAAAGCGGCUGACGUCCCGGGUUGCGCGGAGCUGUCGCGGGUGGAAUGUCCUGCCAUGGCGGCGGCUCUGCAGCACCAGGAGGUCUCCAAGACGGGUUGUGGGAUCCUCCUGCAAGUGGGUGGACCCUUCGAAGCUUGUGCUGCUCACGUGGACCCUAACCAAUACUUCCGAAGCUGCGUGCAUGAUUUCUGCGUCUUCCCAGGCCAGGAAGGUGUGAUCUGCCCCACCAUCACCCGCUACACCGCUGCCUGCCAAGCCGCCGGCGUGACCAUCGGGGCGUGGAGGACAGACGAUUUCUGCAGUAUUUCAUGUCCUGCAAACAGCCACUACGAGAUCUGCUCCCAGGACUGCGGACAGACCUGCCGCAGCAUCUACACCCCGGUGAAAUGCUCUGACCGGUGCCGGGAGGGCUGCGUGUGCGACGAAGGUUUCGUGCUCAGCGGCGACGCGUGCGUCCCCUUGUCCCAGUGCGGGUGCCUCCACCAGGACUUCUACUACAAGGCGGGGGAGACCUUCUCCCCCAGCGAGCAGGAGGAAUGUCAGUGCCAGGCUGGCGGCACCGUGGAUUGCCAACGGAUUCCGUGUCCUGGAGGCGGCGAAGGCCAAGUCGUCGACGGGGUCUUCCAAUGCCCAUCAGCCACGCACAGCGCCUGCGUGGCCACCGGUGACCGCAGCUACGUCUCCUUCGACGGGACGGCUUUCGGCAUGUCGGGCGCCUGCUCUUACAUCCUCACCAAGACCUGCACCGACGACAGCCUCCAACCCUUUGUGGUGAGAAUCGAGAAGGACGCCCGGCGGAGGAGGAAGGUCUCCGGCAUCCAAGCGUUGUCCGUGGAAGUCUACGGGCUCACGCUGACCCUCACGCGAGGCAGGAGGGGAGAUGUCAUGAUGGAUUCCAUAUCCCACCACCUCCCAGCCAUCCUGAGCGAGGGACGGGUCCAGGUGCACCAACACGGCCUGGGUGUCCUGCUUCAGACCGACUUUGGCCUCGUCGUACGCUACGACCUCCUCCACCACGUGACGGUCACAGUCCCACGGAGCUACCGAGGCCACCUCUGCGGGCUCUGUGGCAACUACAACGGGCAACGCAACGACGAUUUCCUCCUCCCCGACGGCCACCAGGCCCCCGACGCCAUGGCUUUUGGCGCUGCCUGGAAAACGCCCGAUGAGUCGUGCGGCGAUGAAUGCUCCAAGGACGACUGCCCUGUCUGCUCGGAGGAGAAGGCGGCGAUUCUCCAGAAAUCCAACUACUGUGGCAUCCUUAUUGCCCCAAAGGGCCCCUUUGGCUCCUGCCACCACCUCAUCGACCCAGCCCCGUAUUUCCAAGCCUGUCUCCACGACCUUUGCCUUACGCAGGGGAACACCCGCGUCCUCUGCCAGAGCAUCCAGAGCUACGUCACUGCUUGCCAAGACGCCGGUGUCACCAUUGAGCCUUGGAGAAAACCUUCCUUCUGCUUCCUCAGCUGCCCGGCCAACAGCAACUACUCCCUCUGUGCCGACCUCUGCGUCAACAGCUGCGCGGGGCUCGUGGAUGCUUCCAGCUGCCCCAAAACCUGUGUCGAAGGCUGCCAGUGCACCGAAGGGUUCGUCUUCGACCGGCACCACUGCAUUCCCAAGGACGAGUGCGGAUGUUUUGUCGAUGGGAAAUAUUACAAGCCCCACGAGUCGGUCUUGACGGACAACUGCCGGCAGCACUGCACGUGUGUUCCCGGCGAGGGCUUGACUUGCCGCAGCCACAGCUGCACCGACGACGAAACCUGUGAAAUCCGGGACGGGGUCUUGGGUUGCGUCAACCGAAACCCCUGCAAAGCCCUUCAGUGCCGGCCCAAGGAGAGGUGCAAGUUGAAGGAUGGCCAAGUCAAGUGUGUCCCAUCCCUGGUUUCCACAUGCUACGGAUGGGGAGACCCCCACUACCACACCUUCGACGGGCUCGACUUCGAUUUCCAAGGCACCUGCACCUACACCAUGGCCGAAUCCUGCGGGAAUGACACCAGGUUGGUGCCCUUCAAGGUGGAGGGCAAGAACGACAUCCGGGGCGGGGUGAAAUCCGUCUCCUACGUGAGCUUGACCAACGUCAAGGUCUACAGUCAACACGUCUCCAUCCACCGGAAGGAAGUGGGCAAAGUCAGGGUGAACGGGGUGGUGACGCUGCUCCCGGUGAGCCUGGAAGAUGGCAAGGUGCACGUCUUCCAGAGCGGGCUCAGCGCCGUGCUGGAGACAGACUUCGGGCUCCGGGUGACAUACGACUGGAACUGGCACCUCCUCAUCGACCUCCCCAGCAGCUACUACAAACACACCUGCGGCCUCUGCGGCAACUUCAACCUCAAGCCCGAGGAUGACGUCCCCCAGGGUGGCAGCGACCUCCCCGCUGUGGUGGCCUGGGCCGAAGGCUGGAAAGUCCCCGAAGACGAUGACCCGUUUUGCUGGGAUUAUUGCGAAGGCACCUGCCCGGUGUGCGAGGAGGAGAAAAAGGAGCUCUACGGGGGCAACCACGUUACCCUGCCCCGAAAACAGCCACUACGAGGCCUGUGGCAACGCCUGCCCAGCCACGUGCCAGCCGCGUGCAACAACAGGGAUGCGCCCGCCUCCUGCACCCAGCCCUGCGUGGAGACCUGCGCCUGCAACGAGGGACACGUCCUCAGCGGCGGCCAGUGCGUGGCGGUGGCCAGCUGCGGCUGCACCCACGACGGUCACUACUACCGUCCUGGCGAGGAGUUUUGGGCCGAUGAGACCUGCCAAUCGCGGUGCCGGUGCGACGCCGAUUUGGGCAUGGUGGUGUGCAAGGAAGCCGGUUGCAAGUCGGGCGAGAAGUGCGCCGUGGUGAAGGGCGUGCGGCGGGGCGUGGCCAAGAGCCACUCCAUCUGCGUGGCCACCGGCGCCCCCCAUUACACCACCUUCGACGGGCGCCGCUUCGAUUUCAUGGGCACCUGCGUCUACCAGCUGGCUGCCCUCUGCUCCGACGACCCUACCCUCGUCCCCUUCAACGUCACCGUGGAGAACAACAACCGGGGCAGCCGUGUGGUCUCCUACACCAAGGAGGUCACCUUGGAGGUCUACAACAUGACCCUCAGCCUCAGCCAAGAGCAUCCCCAGAAGCUCAAGGUCAACGGGAUCCUGGUGGACCUGCCCUUCAGCCACGGCAACCAGCUUCAGGUCUACCUCAGCGGUGUCCACGGCUUCAUCAAAACCGACUUUGAGGUCGUCGUCACCUUCAACUGGUACAGCUACGCCAGGGUCAUCCUCCCCAACACCUACGCGCGGGCCGUCUGCGGCCUCUGCGGCAACGCCAACGGCGACCCCCAGGACGACUUCGCUUUGCCCAGGGGGCAGCUGGCCGACGAUGAAAUCCAGUUUGCCGACUCCUGGAAGGUGGCCGACACCCCGGGUUGCUGGGCCGGUUGCACCGAGGGUUGCAAAGUUUGCACCGAAGCGGAGAAACGCGCCUACCGGGGCGACAAACACUGCGGGUUCCUG